This is a messenger RNA of Dromiciops gliroides (monito del monte), 1283 nucleotides long. It is a transcript of the gene EMC2, whose product is annotated as ER membrane protein complex subunit 2. NCBI's taxonomy places the organism in Eukaryota, Metazoa, Chordata, Mammalia, Microbiotheria, Microbiotheriidae. The record is from RefSeq and is a predicted model, not a curated record. Gene Ontology annotation, biological process: protein folding in endoplasmic reticulum. The transcript is spliced from 11 exons. The coding region runs from base 74 to 967 and encodes 297 amino acids. Gene Ontology annotation, molecular function: protein binding. Gene Ontology annotation, cellular component: EMC complex.
CUGCCGCCCAAGGCGUUGGUCACGUGUAAUCCUUACGCAGCCCUCCUCCUCACUUGUUCUGAGUUUAGGGAAGAUGGCGAAGGUUUCUGAGCUCUACGAUGUGACCUGGGAAGAAAUGCGGGAUAAAAUGAGAAAAUGGAGGGAAGAAAACUACCGAAAUAGUGAACAGAUAGUAGAAGUUGGAGAGGAGUUAAUUAAUGAAUAUGCUUCUAAACUUGGAGAUGAUGUUUGGAUAAUAUAUGAACAGGUGAUGAUUGCUGCUCUGGACUACGGUCGGGAUGACUUAGCUUUGUUUUGUCUUCAGGAGCUAAGAAGACAGUUUCCUGGAAGUCACAGAGUCAAACGACUAACUGGCAUGAGAUUUGAAGCCAUGGAAAGGUAUGAGGAUGCUGUACAGCUAUAUGAUCGAAUUUUACAGGAGGAUCCAACAAACACAGCUGCAAGAAAGCGUAAGAUUGCCAUUCGAAAAGCUCAAGGGAAAAAUGUGGAGGCCAUCCGAGAGCUGAAUGAGUAUCUGGAACAAUUUGUUGGAGACCAAGAAGCUUGGCAUGAACUUGCAGAACUUUACAUCAAUGAACAUGAUUAUGCAAAAGCAGCCUUUUGUUUGGAGGAACUUAUGAUGACUAAUCCACACAACCACUUAUACUGUCAGCAAUUUGCUGAAGUUAAAUAUACCCAAGGUGGACUUGAAAAUCUCGAACUUUCAAGAAAAUAUUUUGCACAGGCAUUGAAACUGAACAACAGAAACAUGAGAGCGCUUUUUGGGCUUUACAUGUCUGCAAGUCACAUUGCUUCAAAUCCAAAAGCAAGUGCAAAAAUGAAAAAGGAUAAUAUGAAAUAUGCUGGUUGGGCAGCUAGUCAAAUAAACAGAGCAUAUCAGUUUGCAGGAAGAAGUAAGAAGGAAACCAAAUACUCUCUUAAGGCAGUGGAAGACAUGUUGGAAACACUGCAGAUCACUCAGUCUUAAGGUUUUAAAAACUCACAUUAAUUUCACAAUUCCACAAUCAACCUUAUUGGUCUGUAAGUUAUAUACUAUGUGCCCAGUGCUAUUUAUACCAAGUUCCUAUUAAUGAGAUGUUUGUGUAAAAUGAAAAAUGCCUUUUGCUGCUAAGCAGGAUGAUAGAGAAAGCUAACUGAAGUUUCUAAGGAAGAGGAAUCCAAGAAGACUCCAUUAAUUAUAUAUCACUUGUCAGAUCAUCUCUGUAUAAUAUCUGCUUUUAAGCCAUACCUGAUGUAGAGAAUAAACAUAAUAAAUGAAACCAAGAUGAUUUCUUUAACUUGUA